Messenger RNA from Schistosoma margrebowiei, 1060 nucleotides. Lineage: Eukaryota; Metazoa; Platyhelminthes; Trematoda; Strigeidida; Schistosomatidae. The record is from the annotation of a GenBank genome assembly.
UAUAUAUAUAUAUAUAUAUAUAUGGAGAAUUUAUAUAGCUGACCACAUCGCACUAUUCAAAUACAGAAUGCCAGCCACUAUUUCAACUCUACAAAGUCGUGUAAACCUUAGUGAGGAGAUUGUAAGCUGUAGCUGAUUUAUGCAUAUAUAUGCACUGUGUGGCCCGCUGUGUUUACUUGACACGUGAUAUGCUCCUACUCGUUCAACUAUCUGUUGCCAGUUUCGAUUUCAAGAUUGUCUUAACGUGAAGUUUGUGUGAUUGGUAAUUGUCGUCUGUUGCUUUGCCUUAUAAAUUUAAGUACAUUGUGUGGGCUUGCUGGGUCGUCGACUCACCUUUUCUUUUGUUCUCCUUUUCAGCCCUCAUCACUUACGCUACUCUGAAUGCUCCCUUAGUACACAAAGUACUUUCUGGUCAGACGCGAAUUGCUACAGACAAACGUUGAAAUUUGUUUCAUACCUAUGAAUCUAAAUAACGCUCAAAAAGAUGUGAAUCUAGAAACUGGUGAAGAAAUUAAGCGUAAUGAGUAUCGUAAAAUGGGCACGUAUGACUUCGUGCGGCGUGAUAUUGAGAAAUAUUUCGCACAUCCGGAAGAAGCGCUCGUAGCUCCUGAAUUAGCUCAACCUCAGCUGCCUAAACCACCACCUGAAUUCGUUCGAAAUGUAUGGGGCUCUGCCGCUGGAGUGGGCAGUGGGGACUUUCACAUUUAUAGAGGGAUUAGACGAAGAGAAUAUACUCGUUUAGAAAUGAUUGAAAAAACUGCAGAAGAGGAACGUUUAGACAGAGAGUUCCAAAUGAAGCAAAAAGCAUUAAAUGAUCUAGCUGCUGAAAAAACUGCUAGAAAGCGUGCUAAGCGUCAAAUGAAGAAAGCAAAACGAUUAAAUAAAAAAAAACUGAAAUCAAAGUCAAAAUCUAAAUCUGGUGAAAACAGCGAUCACUCAGAUGAGCGGUUAGAAAAUUCUGAGCAAACAGAAAGUAGUGAAUUUAAUAAAAUUUAACGGUCGAAUUAUAAAUUUCACAUCAUUGCUCUUUCUAACUCAUCCAUUAAAUUUGUACGUAAUA